AUGUCCUCUUGCAAAGCCCUCGGAGAGUUUCAAUACAGCACUAGAGGCAGGAGCUUUCGUGAUGGGACAUAUUUCGGCUUCAACCCGAAAGCACUCAUGAAAGGGUUAUGCGAGCACAAGGAAACCCUGGAACUUCUUGACGUUGAUGCCGACACGCAUUUUUUCUUUUUCCGCGCCGAUUACUUGGACUUGCGAGGUAGUCUUGGGGUGGACUUCGACGACAGUAUGUGGGAAGGCCCCUGUAACGGCGACUACGAAGAUGACGAUGAUUCUGAACGCGAGCGACAUGAAUUCUUGGCGAGAGUUUGGAAACACAGAGGAACACUCAAAGACUUUGUGGCUAUGGGCAUUGGAUUGUUGCUGUAUUUUGCCGAUGGGCUCGGCGGGACGGUUCGCACGAAGAGAGUCAACUCCAUGCUAGUGGAGUCUCUGCCAGAUAGCCUGGAAUAUUUCUGCAUCAGGGGAUACCAGAAACGGGCAAACAAGUUCUGGGAUGAGCAGGUGGAAAAGCUCAUAGCUCGAUUCGACCCAGGACAUACGGCGCUGAAAUAG
Penicillium canescens is the source of this 552-nucleotide messenger RNA. RefSeq lists its product as uncharacterized. The record is from RefSeq and is a predicted model, not a curated record. The transcript has 2 exons. Bases 1 to 552 code for a protein of 183 amino acids. NCBI's taxonomy places the organism in Eukaryota, Fungi, Ascomycota, Eurotiomycetes, Eurotiales, Aspergillaceae.